This is a messenger RNA of Pieris napi, 4346 nucleotides long. RefSeq lists its product as uncharacterized. Bases 219 to 2693 code for a protein of 824 amino acids. The record is from RefSeq and is a predicted model, not a curated record. Lineage: Eukaryota; Metazoa; Arthropoda; Insecta; Lepidoptera; Pieridae. The transcript is spliced from 11 exons.
UUCUAUCAACUGUCACGGAUCGACCGUUUAAUUUCAAUAUUUGUGAUUCUUGCUUGAAAAAGAAAAAAAACGAUUGUAAAAUACUAUUUUUAGCCGGUCGUAGCAUGUAACGAGUUAAAUGAGAAUUCAUUCAUUUCAUAUUGAUAAACAAACAACCGAGGCCGUUAACGUGAUCUAACAAUCAUAAAUAACUUUUCAGUUCAACACAGAAAAGUAAAAUGAGCCUUGAAGGAGAUGGAAUCCAGGACGAAUACGCUGUCACAGCCCUUCAAAUUUUCGAGUAUUGUGGAGCCGAUAGUUCUAGCUCGUUACGGGUGGAUGCCCUUAUGGACAAAUUCGCGCCUUUCGUUAAAACUAACAAAUCUGAAUACAGUUAUCUCAAGUCACUGUUAGAUCCAGAUCAAAACAAUCCAGAAAUUACAGUACCAAAAUUGGCUGAAAGUUUGAAUAAGUACAGUGAAAGCCAAAAAGUUAAGGUGGAUCUAGAAGAAAGCUUUAAUUUGAGAAAUGGACAGGCUCCACAUGAUUCAGACUCUGGAAUUUCAACUGAUGGUUUUCAACUUAUAGAGGAGUUACAAUGUGAGCUCAGAGAAAAAUCCCACUUGGCACAUCAGCUGCGCAGCCAACUAGAUUUCACGGACAGGCAGCAUGAAGAAGCGGUCUCCGCGCUCACUGCCGAGCGGGAUUCCCUACGAUCGCAUCUUAAUAUGCUUCGCGAGGAGAAUAUGAUAUUAACGCACGUCAGACGCGACUAUGAAGAUGUAUGUGAGCGAUUAUGUAAUAGUGAACGGGCAUUGGAUGAUGUGAAAAGGCAGCUUGAGUGUAGCAAGAAGAAGAUACGAGUGAUGACCCAACAAGUUUCUACACUUGAGUCAGAGAAACUGACACUGAGCGAGCUUCUCGCGAAAUCAAAGGAGGAAUGUCACCGUAUAAAUGAUAGAUACGCGAGUAGACAAAGCGCGUUAUUGGAGCAAAAUGAGCGCCUGCGCAGCGAACAUGCUGACCUGAGCGUAAGGUUGCAAGACCAUGAUGAGGUUAUGCAGACUGUCUUAAAAGAAAAGAUUCUAUUGGAGAUGGAGUUGAAGGAGAUGUUAAAUAAAACAAAUCAGACACAGUUGAGGAUGGACCGCUCCAUCGACAUCAGCUACACCGAGGAUCAGAUGUUGACGGCACUGGAUAGUCUUAAUGCUGACAGCAGGUUUUGUUCCGAUAAACGGAUUAUAGAUGAGUCUUUUACGUUCAAAGACGAAGGCCGACCAACUAACAUGUCUCUCUUCGACGAAAUUAGACUUAGCUUUUGUAACAUGUCCCGCCAUAAUAUUACUGAUAUUAGUACGAAUAACAAAGAUCUUGAUAAUUCUAACUCUGACAACGCUACACAGACGGACAGUACAGAUAACGAAAAAGAUAGUGUUAUUGAUACGGAAUAUAUUAAUGUUGAAGUACAAACUGAUAUUAAUAAGUCUAUGCGAACAAGUGAUGGUGAAACACAAACCAAUAUAGAACAUAAUGACUUCAAAAAUGCUGAAAUACAAACUUUAAAAGGGUACAUGUCAACAAGUAAUGGUGAAACACAAAACAAUAGAAAACAAUGCGAAUUUAAAAAUGUUGAAACACAAACAGUUCAAGUGUCUAAUCAAACAAGUGAUGGUGAAACACAAACCAAUUUAGAACAAAAUUAUUUUAAAAAUACUGAAAUAAAAACAAUACAUGUGUCUUACCAAUCAAGUGAUGUCGAAACUCAAACAGUUAUAGACCAAAGUGAAACUAAAAAUGCCGAAGUACAAAUCAAUUCCGCAAAUAAGUUAGUUAAUUCUGAAGUACAAACAAACGACACUAGAAUUCUUACCACCGAUGUUGAAACAAAAUCAAUUCAAGUGUCUAACCAAUCAAGUGAUGUCGAAACCCAAACAAUUCUAGACCAAAAUGAAACUAAAAAUGCCGAAGUACAAACAAACGACACUAGAACUCUUACCAGCAAUGUUGAAACACAAACUGAAAUGAAACCACGAAAUACACAAAACAAAGCAAAAAUUAGAAAUUUUAAAAAUCUCAUCAAAUCAAGGCGAACAAAGAACGUAGAGAUACAAACCGAUAUAAACACGAAUAAUAAUGUCAACAAGUGUUUAGAAUGCGAUAAAUUCGAUCAAUAUACAAUUCAAUUAGAAAAAGACUAUACAAAUUCCCAUAACAUGCUAUCAGAUGUGAAAAAUGAAAUCGAGAAAUAUGAAAAUAAUUUAAAUGUCCUUAAAAACAUUGUUGAUGAGGGAAAUGAUAGGAAUAGCUAUUUGAAAUCUGUCGUGGACGGGUUGAGAGUUAAUUUGAGCGUUUUAGAGGCGGCAUGUUCUAAACAAAAUGAAGAAAUAGAGAAACUAUCUUGUUCUGUCUCUUCGAUUGAAGUGCAAACUGAAUUUGAACAAGUGUCAACGUAUUCGCAAACAGAUUUGCCCUGUUCCUCUUGCGUUAAACGGAACGGAUCUCAUCGCUUGAGGAAGUAUCUCUGGGACCCAUUGAAGUGUCUCUUCCAAGCGUUCGCUGUCAUCUGCUUUGUUUUCGCUCUCUCCGCGUUGUAUGGCGUCAGUCGGCGUUGGCAAUCUCCGUGCACACCUCUGGCGCCUUGGAGCUGGCUGCAGCCUCACGAUUUGAUGGAUCUGUUCUUCCGUAUCGAGUAUAUAGCUGAUGUACCUAUGUAGACUUAGUUUUUUUGUAAAUGGUAAAUAUAUGAAAUAUUGUCAAUUGUCAACUGUCAACUGUCAAUGUCAAGUUUGUGUUUGGAUUAUGGGCGUAACACUUGCGAUAGACUAUAGUUAGUAGACUUUUACUUUUUUUAAAUCCAAGAUGCAUCUUAAUACGAGGUAAGAAGGUGCAUUUUUUAUCUAUUUCAGUUUAGUUACGUAACUUAGUCUUUGAGAUUUUUUACCCAAUAUGUCGCAAUUUACUUGAUUUAAACGCGUUUGUGUUUUUUAUUAUUACUAACUAAUGAAGACGUGUGAAUGCAUGAAAGUUUUGGUGAUUUCUUCUAGUAUUGCUGAUAAUGUGAAAUUGCUAUGAAUGUUUGGUUUUCCGAAUUAGUUCCAUAUGCGCCCACGGAGCGCUGCUCAAGUUUUCUAUACAAAAGACAGUACAGAUUACUAAUUUGUGAUAAACUAGUGCCAGUUACAUAGAUUAAGAUAUCACCAGGAAUAUCUCUUCUAAUACCUAAUUAAUAUUAGUACAGUAAAACUAAAAAUUUUUAAAUAAGUACCAUUUAUUUGGUAAGCAUAUUUCAAAGCUUCAAAACGGCUGGACCGAUUUUGCUCAGAUUAUUAAAAAAAUACUUAAUAAAAUUUGAAAAUAAUACUGCGGUAACAUAACUUUAAAAUAUAACGCUAAAACAAAGAAAUAAGUAGUGUAUGUGUCACCGGAAUAUAACAAAAUCCGCAAGUUUAUAAAUUUCCUAGGAAUUAAUCAAUAAAUAAUAAGUAAGCGAUAACCAAACGGCAUGUGCGCUCUGAUUGGUUGAGAAAGUCACUAACCUAACCUAACCGUUUAGAAUUUUACGAAUGGAUAUCCGUUAGUUUAUAAAUUUACCACGAGAAAAUGUGGGCGUAAAAUAAUACAAUUUAGCUUUAACGCAAAACGCAACGCAAGUAAAACAAAUUUACGACAAAAAACUCUUUCGAUCAAAUUGUGUUGACGCUAUGACAAAAAGAGACAGUAUAAUAAAUAAUAUUUCGAGCAGCUUCUAAUUGUGAUUGGACCUUUUUAUAAAAUAAUAAUAUCAAAUGCAGACAUUCAAAGUUGAAUCUCAUUUGCAUUUAAUUCUAGAGUUAAAUAUUUGAAUGUGGCUUUUCUAGGGCCGUUUGUAUUUCAUCUCUUUCUUGUCUUACUUCGACUAUAAACUUAAUGGCCUACAAUUAUUUUUAUACUAUAUUGCUUUAGAUGUCCAAAAAAACUGGGUUGCAAAUAAUAUAAGGAAUUGAAAACUUUUAUUGGUGUAAUUAAAAGUUAUCAAUUUUUAUAACUUUUAAUUACACCAAUUUAAUUUUUAAAAAAAUUUAAAGUUUUAGUUUUAGAAUACAAUUCUGGGGUACAGUUUUUAUCUAAUAUGGCGGCAGAUAACAAUAGGCUAUUAUUAUUAUUAAGAUCAGAUUUCAAAUUACAUAUUAGUUAAUAGGACUGUUAUCUAUAAUUCUGAUAAGGCUUUAAAUUAAAUAUAAAUUCAAGAACCUGCCAAAACGCCUCUCUAGGCAAGAUGGCGUCGCACCAGUCCCUAUGAUGUACCAUGCUUACACAUAAAUGAACGUCAAGUUUUACGUGUUAUCAUAUAGUCUGGCUAAUGAAAGAAGAUAACGAAAAAGCGCGGC